UGACCAUUCUCGUCCAUGACCGCCACCGUCGAAUCGAGCACCGACCGUUUCCACACGUUCAACGUUGCCCAGAGGAUGAAGACGACGGAGACUCGAGCGGGGAGGAGAACAAGGGUCAGGACGAGGGAGAAGCGGAGAAUGACGAAGACUAGGCAAUAGCCAGUGCACGGCGACGUACCGUCCCCACCAGUGUGGCACCCCAUCCUGGAUCCACCAAACACUAUCGACACGGGCAAUGCCGGCUUACGCCUCUAGGGAAGGACGCUUGAGAGCCGGCGAGUAUGGACAGUAUGCCUUUCUCUUCUGUUCCUUUCCUUCUACUUAUUACCAUGUGCACCAUGCCACUACUAAAUACCGUCUUGAUUGCCUGUCCAUUACUGACACACCUGACGUACAGACUAUCAUAUUACCCUCCGAGUCGAACGGAAUGCAGGUCUGGGUGGCGCAUUUCAAACGCUUACAAUCGGAGGAACGGUCCGUCGCGUCCUACAUAGCACUUUGCUUGCUUGUUGCGGUUACAGUAAUACAUGAUGAGCUCAUCAUCAUCAUCAAAACGUCCAACAA
Molecule: messenger RNA, 564 nt
Organism: Fomitopsis serialis
Lineage: Eukaryota; Fungi; Basidiomycota; Agaricomycetes; Polyporales; Fomitopsidaceae
Exons: 2
Coding region: 282-494 (70 amino acids)
Source: RefSeq, a predicted model, not a curated record